Molecule: messenger RNA, 1134 nt
Organism: Macrosteles quadrilineatus (aster leafhopper)
Lineage: Eukaryota; Metazoa; Arthropoda; Insecta; Hemiptera; Cicadellidae
Exons: 2
Coding region: 306-1064 (252 amino acids)
Source: RefSeq, a predicted model, not a curated record
ACAUUUUGCAAGUCGUAGGGUAAAUUUGUCUAUCUUGUUAUCUUUUGGGUGUUGUCUUGAUAGGCUAUUUAAUUAAUUAUAUCUGUUUGCCGAUUAGGCCUAUAUGAGUAUUUAAUUUACCAGACAUGAAAUUGUUUAGUUAGGGCUUUAUUUAUUAGAGGCUCAUUCAAAUACCGGCAAGGUAUCUGGCAUCUGGCAACACAUUUGUAGAUCUACAUCACUGCUACCGACUUGGGAUUACAACAAUACGAGAAAUAGUUCGAACAGUUUGUGCUGCCAUCUGGAAUGUAUUGAAAGACGAAUGUAUGCCCGAGCCUACUAAGGACGAUUGGUUAAGAAUUGCACAAGAGUUUAACAGCAGAGCCAAUGUCCCUAACUGCCUAGGAUCAGUUGAUGGUAAACACAUAAGGAUUGUAAAACCAGCACACAGUGGGUCUUUAUUUUACAACUACAAAAAGUACUUUUCUUUGAUUCUGAUGGCUGUUACCGAUGCCAACUACAAAUUCAUUUUUAUUGAUGUUGGUUCUUACGGAAAAUGCAAUGACUCAACUGUGUUCCAAGAAACAGUUUUUCACCAAAGAGUAGAGGCAGACACCCUUGACCUUCCAGAAGAUAAACCAAUAUCUAGCUUGAAUCCAGUUCCCGUGCCUUUUUUGUUCCUUGCAGAUGACGCCUUCGCGUUAUCACGUAGGGUUAUGUGCCCCUAUGUCGGAAAAUCUCUUGAUGUACGACGGAGGACCUACAACUAUCGCCACUGCCGAGGAAGACGUUUUGUUGAAUGCACAUUUGGCAUUUUAGCCAACAAGUGGAGAAUUUUACAUAGAGCUCUCAAUGUUGAAGUUGACUUUGCCAUUGAAAUUGUCAAAGCUUGUUGUAUUCUACACAACUAUGUGAGAGAUAAAGAUGGCGUACAGUUUCAAGACACUUUGUACAGAUUCCCCUCAUUCCAUGAAGAAGACGAGCCCCCAAGACGCGGACGUAACUAUGCAUCAAACGUGAGAAACAUUUUUGCCGACUACUUUGUGAAUGAAGGUGCAGUACCAUGGCAAAACGACUACUUGUAAUUUGACUAUUUUCCUGAACAAAUUACCUUUGUCAGAAAGAUUUGUAUGUUGAAACUAAUAAAAAGAUGAA